UGCAACACUCUCCUGACUGGUGUCAACCUCCCUCUUCCAUUCUGAAAGCUGGUAGGCGGUGCUCUGUUUAUUGCUCCCCUUGUUUAGUGCCACAUUAAAUUUCUGUUUAGCUAUGGGCGACGACAUUGGAAACAGGAAUCCUGAGAUUAAAUAUACACAGCUAUUUAUCAAUAAUGAAUGGCAUAAUUCAGCAAGUGGGAAGACAUUUCCAACAAUAAACCCAUGCAAUGGAGAGGUUAUCUGUCAGAUCCAAGAGGGAGAUAAGGCCGAUGUUGACAAAGCGGUCCAAGCUGCAAGAAAUGCCUUCAAAUUGGGUUCCAAAUGGCGAACCAUGGAUGCAUCCGAAAGAGGGAAACUGAUUCAUAAGUUUGCAGAGCUUUUGCUCCGAGAUAUAGACUAUAUAAGCAGUUUGGAAUCUCUUGACAAUGGAAAAGCCUACACUGCUUCUGUUGGUGACAUAGAACAUUCUGCGGAUGUUUUCAAGUACUACGCAGGAUGGUGUGAUAAAAUAUGCGGGAAGACCAUUCCUGCUGAUGGUUCGAUCUUCUGCUACACACGCCAUGAGCCAGUCGGUGUCUGUGGCCAGAUCAUCCCAUGGAAUUUCCCGGUAGCCAUGUUGUCAUGGAAACUUGGACCAGCUCUUGCUUGCGGAAAUACCGUUGUAUUGAAGCCAGCAGAACAGACGCCACUCACAGCCCUCUACUGCGCAGCAUUAUUCAAGGAGGCUGGUUUUCCACCUGGAGUUGUCAAUAUAGUGCCAGGAUAUGGACCAACGGCAGGUGCUGCUAUCUCUGAACACAUGGAAAUUGACAAGGUCGCUUUUACUGGCUCUACAGAGGUGGGCCGCAUUGUUAUGGCAGCAGCUGCGAAGUCUAACCUUAAACGCGUGACAUUGGAACUUGGAGGAAAGAGUCCAUUGAUCAUUUUCUCCGAUGUAGAACUUGAUUGGGCUGCUGACUGGGCACACAAUGCUAUUUUUGCAAACCAUGGUCAAAACUGCUGCGCUGGUUCGAGAACGUUUGUGCACGAGUCAAUAUACGACAAGUUUGUUGCUAAAGCGAAAAAACUUGCCGAAGAAAGGAAAGUUGGUGACCCGUUCAAAGUUGACACUGCCCAAGGACCCCAGAUCAAUAAAGAACAGUUUGAUAAAAUCCUUGGACUUAUUCAAAGCGGGAAAGAGCAAGGAGCGAAAGUACAGUGCGGAGGCGAGAGAUUUGGUGACAAGGGAUACUUUGUCAAGCCAACCGUCUUCUCUGACGUAACUGACGAUAUGCGAAUCGCGAAGGAGGAGAUAUUUGGACCUGUUCAACAAAUCAUAAAAUUCAAAGACAUUGACGAGGUUAUCGAGAGAGCCAACAAAACUCACUAUGGUCUAGCUGCUGGUGUGCUCACCAAGGACAUUGACAAAGCAAUGACCUUUGCUAACAGUGUGCUUGCUGGAAGCGUCUGGAUUAAUUGUUACGACCUCUGCACGCCACAGACACCUUUUGGUGGAUUCAAGCAGUCAGGUCAUGGACGAGAACUUGGUGAAUACGCCUUACGUGAGUACACAGAAGUCAAGACGGUCACUAUGCAAAUACCAAAGAAGAAUUCAUAAAUAUGCUCCAUGAAGUUCCAUUUCUGGACAGUUGCUGGACCAUUGCUGGACGUUGUAGUUAAUAAAGCUGUCUGCUGAGAUUUAUAAAUAGAAAUAUUAUAAUUUUCGUUUUUGCAAGUAAUACUUCUGUUUGCAUAGAUAGAUUGAUAAGCUGUUUUGGCUUUAUUUUAAAUGCACAAAUGUAUAACUUGAAGGCCAGAAAAUCCAGGAAAUUGUUAGGCAUCAAAUCUCAAUUGACAAGUCUGCCACAUUACGUCACAUGGCAUAGAACUUAAUAUGGGUGAUUUUGUACACCUUAUCAGAUUCUCUAUCGCCGUUCAAUGCUCUAAGCCAGUUCACCGCAUUUAAAUUCUUCUUUUUGCAUGUUUUUGGUCUUGAAACGUGCAUGCGAAUCGUACAAAUUCCUAUUGAUUCUGAUAAUAUUUAGCUCUACCACUUUUUUAUAUCCCUUACGCAUUUUUUCAAAAAUGUGUUACAUAUCCAGAUAAACAAAUUACAUUGGCUUAAAGCGCCACUUGGGGGAAUUCCUCCCGGUUAAAAGCUUAAUUUCUAAAAUCGUAAUUGAACUCUUCGACUGUUGUUGUAUCAGUUGUUAAAGGCUAUCGAAAAACUGAGUAGGCUCGGUUUGUGUUAAGAUUUUAUGCAGAAGUGUUACUCAAUAUUUCAUGAUUUAGAUUGAUAGUCAAUGAAAAACUGUCA
This is a messenger RNA of Rhopilema esculentum, 2296 nucleotides long. Its product is annotated as aldehyde dehydrogenase 1A1. NCBI's taxonomy places the organism in Eukaryota, Metazoa, Cnidaria, Scyphozoa, Rhizostomeae, Rhizostomatidae. The record is from RefSeq and is a predicted model, not a curated record. Gene Ontology annotation, molecular function: oxidoreductase activity, acting on the aldehyde or oxo group of donors, NAD or NADP as acceptor.